Apus apus (common swift) is the source of this 5332-nucleotide messenger RNA. RefSeq names its product solute carrier family 30 member 1 (gene SLC30A1). NCBI's taxonomy places the organism in Eukaryota, Metazoa, Chordata, Aves, Apodiformes, Apodidae. Gene Ontology annotation, molecular function: calcium channel inhibitor activity; zinc ion transmembrane transporter activity. Gene Ontology annotation, biological process: detoxification of zinc ion; intracellular zinc ion homeostasis; zinc ion transmembrane transport. Bases 286 to 1827 code for a protein of 513 amino acids. The transcript has 2 exons. Gene Ontology annotation, cellular component: membrane; Golgi apparatus; endoplasmic reticulum. The record is from RefSeq and is a predicted model, not a curated record.
GUCAGGGGGCUCGGGUGCAAAGUUUGCUCGCCUGGUGCCUGCCGAGGGAGCGGCGCUGCCCGGGCCGCCCGCGCCGCGAAGGGGCCGCGCUCCGCUCGCCGCCGGGGCUCCGCUCGCCGCCGGGGCUCCGCUCGCCGCCGGGGCUCCGCCGCGCCCGCGGGCUGCGCGUCACGCCAACCGCCGGCCGCUCUCCUCACGCCUCCGCCGGGCCGGGCCGGCAGCCGCCGCCGUUGCUGCCGUUGGUGCCGCCGCCGCCACCGCCGCCGCUGCUGCCGCCCCGGCGCGAUGUGCGGCGGGAUGGCGGCGAAGGGGCCGGGCGAGCCGCGCUGGUGGCAGAACCGGCGGGCGCGGCUGCUGUGCAUGCUGGCGCUCACCUUCCUCUUCUUCGUGCUGGAGGUGGUGGUCAGCCGGAUCACGGCGUCGCUGGCCAUGCUCUCCGACUCCUUCCACAUGCUCUCCGAUGUCAUGGCCCUGGUGGUGGCGUUGGUGGCCGUGCGCUUCGCCCAGCGCACCCGCGCCACCAAGAAGAACACCUUCGGGUGGGUGCGGGCGGAGGUGAUGGGCGCCCUCGUCAACGCCGUCUUCCUCACCGCCCUCUGCUUCACCAUCCUGCUGGAGGCCAUCGAGCGCUUCACGGAGCCCCAUGAGAUCCAGCAGCCGCUGGUGGUCAUCGCCGUGGGAGUGGCGGGGCUUAUCGUCAACCUGCUGGGGCUCUGCCUCUUCAACCACCACGGCCUCGGGGGCCACGGCCAUUCCCACGGGCACGGGCACUCGCACGGUGGCAGGCAUCACCCCCGCGGUGGCCCCAAGCCCGAGCAGCCCCCCGGGGAUGGGGAGGCUGCGCUGCACCGGGAGGAGACCAGCACCUUGGUGGAGAACUGCAGCAGCUCCAACGGAGUCAGCCAGGAGAAGCUAAGUGAUACAAAAGACGACAUGGCUGACCUACAAGUGAAUGGGAAUGCUGGUCAUUAUCCUCUGGAUGUAGAGGAGGCAGAAGAAGACUCCAGCGCGCAGCUCAACAUGCGUGGAGUUUUUCUGCAUGUUUUUGGUGAUGCCUUAGGUUCAGUAAUUGUGGUAGUGAAUGCCUUGCUCUUUUAUGGGUUGUGGAAUCCAUGCCUCAACGAUAGGCCCUGCUUUAAUCCAUGUGUCCAUAACCAUUGCAUGGAAAAUGCUACUUUAUCCCAAGCACUUGGCAGAGCAAACAUGUCUGAGCAAGAGAGCAUUACGGUGGCUGGUCCGUGCUGGUUGCUGUACUUAGAUCCCAUCCUUUGCUUGAUCAUGGUCUGUAUACUUCUUUACACAACUUACCCAUUACUUAGGGAGUCAGCCCUUAUACUUCUACAGACUGUUCCCAAGCAAAUAGAUGUUCAUUCUUUGAACUCAAAAUUGCGCACCCUUGAAGGAGUUGAAGCGAUCCAUGAGUUACACAUUUGGCAGCUGGCAGGCAGUAGGAUCAUUGGCACUGCUCACAUAAAGUGUCCUGACCCUUCCACAUACAUGAUGGUGGCAAAGCGAAUAAAAGAGAUCUUUCAUGACGAAGGGAUUCAUGCAACUACCAUUCAGCCCGAGUUCGCCAGCGUUGGCUCUGAAUCGGGGAGAGGGAAAUGCGAGUUUCCUUGCAGGACUCAGUGUGCUUUGAAGCAGUGUUGCGGAACAGGAGAAGAUAGUACUGCAAAGAAGACAGAAAAAUCUUCGUCAUUUAGUAUUUCUUGUUCAGAAGUUGUCAUUGAAUUUCCGAAAACUAGGAGGACUAAGUCGGAGAGCAUCCCUUCAGUCAAGCUAGAGGCAAACACCGACCAAAACGAGCAGUUUGAAUCAUCUUUGUAACUCCUCGAAUGGUGCUACCUGCGUUUUGAUAACUUUGACAACAGCUGUGUUGCAAGAGGAAGAGACAGACGUUUCAGAUGCAAUUUUGCCAAGUAGUGUAAUUGCUGAGGCCCUUGUUGUUGUCAUAUUGCUACAUCUAGAUGCUUGUUUUAAAGAAUGGUGUCACUGUCAUGAUACAAUGUGUUUGUGUUGACUUUGUUCUGACAGACAGAAAGUGCACCAAUGCUGUAACAACUUGAGAAAACCAGUUUCAGCAUUUCAGCAGAGACACUGCUGCUGCUGUCCUUUGAAUGAAAAUAUUUUUUCCAGUGAAAAGGUAUUUGAGGGACAAGCAUGUAGAAACUCAAAUUACAUUACAGAUUUCUCUUACCUGCUCUUUCCUUUGAUAUUUGAUUUGUAGAUAUUUUAAUAUAUUGUUUAUUUAGAAGCCCUAAGGAAACCAAAGUUCAUAGAAUGUUUUUAAAGAUAGAACUACUUAAAACUGGAAACCACUUGGCAAUUUCACGUUUUUCUUAAAACUAUAUAGUAAUAAAUGUGAAUGCUUUUCUAAUUAUUUUCUCGUAUAGCGCAUCUUAAAGAGAACACAACAUGAUUGUUAGAAACUGUCCCCCCUUUUUCUGGUAAGGUAGUGAGGUAAUUAAAAUCAACUGCUUGUGAAAACAUCAGAUGUGAAAGGGUUUUUUUUAUUUCUAUCAGAAUGGAAGUUCAAGCUCUUCUGUAUAGUGCUUUGUGAUCAAGACGUGAGACUGACCGAUAAAGUAACGCAUACCUUCAUAUUUUACGGAUUUUUCUGUUUUUUCUUCUGUAUUUCCAAGUUGUGUCUGGUCACAAAAGUCUUCAAAGUUUAAAGAAUCCUUAACUCACAGUUCUAUGAAUGAAGAGCUGGAGCUUCACUUUCAACUCCUGCUCAGUUUAACAAGAUAAAUGAAUUAGUUAUGUCAAUAAGUGCUCUGUCGGGGAAAGCCUGCCAAACACUGACAGUAUAAUUCAUACUUCUUAAGCAUAGACAGUAGCCUCCGUGGUGCAUUUUGCUUGUGGUUUACUGUGCCUGCAACCACUUGCUGUGACUGCAGUCCUGUUUCCCACCGUGUCCUCAGGAGCCUUCCACUGACUUCUGAGGAAGUGGAGCAAGGAGUAGGAUUUCGUUCACUGUAUUUCACACUUGUAAGAUAUUUAUAUGUCUCACAAUUUCACUUAUUAAGUGUUGGAGUCUAUGAUUUAGAAUGUUAGCUCAGUUAAUUGACAACUGGCUCUAAAGAAGCUGUUACAGUAUGCUGCCAACUUGCACCUUAACAAAGGAGACUGGUCUAUGGACUCUGAAUUUGGCAGAGACUAGGUGAGAGUUGAAGAUAACAUGUACAAGAAAUCUGACUGAAAACCCUGACCCUUUCAAUCCACCCUCAAGUUACAUAUGGGAAGUAACAUCUUGUGAUUUAAUUGACUGCUCCUGUGCUAAAAACUGGAAAGCAACUCAAAUCUUCCAAAUGUUUGCUCUGUGACUCUGGACAUGAUAAACACUCUGCCUCAGUUUCCCUGUCUUAAAAUAGGGAUAAUACCUACCUCACAGGGGUGUUGUGAGGCUUAACUCUUGCAUGAAGAGCUCUGAGGUCUGUUACUGGAAGGUGCUAGAAGGAGUGUAAGAUACUAAAUGACACAGUAUUUACUCCUUCUACAAACGUAUUGCAGUACUUAGGCAUAGCAGAGGGAAAUGAGGAUAGUUUUGGCCUUAUGAAAUUCUUUGAUGCCGUGGUUUUCAGGUUUUUAACAGUAUUUAAAAUGUAGAUUUUUUUAAGAAGAAUGUUUUGUUGGUGAAGGCAACAUAGCUUUGCCUCCAGAUACAGAACACCUCCCUAGUUUGCAUUUCUAAAACGUGUCUAUUAAUGAUAAUUGCACCUAAGUAGUUUAAAAUAGUCUGCUGCUUGUCAGACCUGGAUUGGCCCAGGUCGAGUGAGUGGUCUUACCCAGCCUCUCAGUAGAGAAUUGCAGUCAACUCUCGAUUAUCCAGGGGUGGAUUACCAGUGUUGUGUGUUAACCAAGCAGUCUACGUAGGGCCAGACUAGCUCUGUAGUGUGUGCCAGUGCCUUGGCCAAUGCUGUGUGCCAAAGCACUAGAGAAGUAGAGGAGCUCAGUCAGUUUUGCACAAGCCCACUCUCACAGGGUUUGUUAGCUUGGGUGCAGUGCAGCACCCAGCAGUUACUUUGCCUCUUGACUGCUCAGAUGCAUCCACAGGAGCUGCUGUGUGUGGAUGGGUCUGUUCAUCUUCGCGCUACCUUGGGGAUGUUGGUGCUGUUGCAGCCAUCAGCGUCACUCACCUUUUUCUGUGUUUAUGCUUGUUGUAUAGUUUCAUACACUAACUUAAAUAUGUUAAUAUAGUAUUUAUAUAUGUUUUUGUUUUGUUUGAAUUAUCUUAACUCUUUCUUCUGUUACCUGUAUAUGAUCUAGAGUUGACUGUUAAAUGAGAUCUUGUAUGAAACUACGUUUGCAGAAUAUGCUGCCAUUGCUAGUAUACAACAAAGUAUUAACCAAGUAAAUUUUGAAAUGAACAAAGUACUAUUUUUUUGGAAAUGUGUAUCCUUUUUAUGGUAAACUUUCACUAAGUAUUUUCCUCACUAGUUUAAAAUUGGUCUUGGUCAUUAGUAUGAAUUACUGAGGUGCUGCCAUAUAUCACUAAUGCGCCAUAGAGCUACUGCUCUUUAUUUUAACAAACAACAACAAAACCAACCCCAAACCAUUAGCACUGAGAAGCCUGCCAUAGUUCUCUCCUGUUGCUCUUACAAAAAGAGAGCAGCUCUUAAAUCUUGACAGCUGCCACCAUUGCCUAACAGUCUCAGUAAAAGCACCUGAGUACAUGGAGUUGUAGUCACUAAUGCCGUUGUAACUAUUGAAUCCUUUUGUGUGCCAGAAGUCAUAUUUUUCUAUUUCUGUGUCCAUUGCAGGCAAUGGCUAGCUUAAAUACAAAAAAGCUCUCCCCCACAUUAUUUUUAUUAUCAGGACAGGAUGCAGAUGUGACAAUGAUGACGAUGGGGGCAGAAGGGGGAGUUGCGUGGCCUCUCUGUCAUAUGCCAUGUUGCAUGUGCAGCACCAGCUGGUGUUAACAAGGCUCUUGAGUCUCUUCAGCUCUCAACAGUAAAUUCCAUGAAAUAUAUAUAUAGAGAGAGAGUCAGGUCAAGGUGGUGGUUGUACAGCAGCAGGGACACAAUUUUUGUGUUUGUUCUGGCUGUAUGAGAACUGACUGUAGCCUGCUAGCUUGCAAUAUAGCUUGAUUUUUUUUUUUUUUGUCUGUGGUUACACAGGCCUGUUUUUUUCUGAAGAUCACCAUUCCAGAAUACUGGGAGCAUUCAAAAACACUUCACAGUCUCUUUUUUUUUUUUUUGCCACAACGCAUGAAACUCGUGAAUCUCAUGUAAGUGAACACUGCAGUGAUGGGGAGCUAAUUGUAUUGUGUAUCACAUUCCUGAAUUUUUAAAAUAAAAAAAUAUGGAACUUUGAUUUUAAGGAUAAAUAA